AUGGGCGAGAUUGAUUUGAACGAUUUGGAGCAGUUCUGCCUUCUAGGAGAGGAGGGCUUGGAGCCUGAGUGUGCUAUUGGGCGCUUGAACCUGGCCCUGGAGGGUAAACCUGAAAGUAUUGCUAUCAUCCUGAUUUGCCUUGCUGGUGACAGAGUUUUGGCUGGGAUCCCACACAAAGCUUGGCACCGAAGAGCUGCCAACCGUUUGCUUCCAGCUGGCACCCUUGAGAAGCCGCUGAGCCUUGAAGUGGCUGCGUGCUCCCUUGAAAGCCGUCACGAGGCAUUGCCGGGUGGUAAGUGCAAGAUUUGGGUUGGUUUCCUUGCCAAGUCUUGGUUUUCAAGCCUGGACUUUGAUUCGGACGAAGCUGCAAUUCUUCAGUUUGUUUUAUUAGAUUCCGAGGAAGUAUGCGCGCCUUUUGGGGAAGCACUGCAGGCGAUUGCCGGGGACAAGUUCAACGUUGCUUUUGUUGGAAAUUCAGAUCCAGAACCAGCAGCCCGUUUGAAUGCCUUGGAGUCGCAAGUAGCUCAUAUCCGUUCCGGUCUGGAUGCUUUGUUAGCAGCUCAGGGUGUAAGGCCAACAGUUUUGGGAGAAGAGUCUGGAUUUCAAACAGCGGAAGAGGUGGAGGUUCAGAGGCCAAGCCGCCUUGCUACGCCGCCUGGGUUGGGCGCCUUGCCAAAAGCACCUCCAAGGGCCAAAGACAGCGGAACUGCCUUACCUGGCUUGGAUCCAGGUACAGUCGCUGCCGCCCUGCAAUCAGGAGUUCCUAUGAGCCACCUCCAAGCCAUGAGUACUUUGGUGCAGGGGAAGCCAGGCAGGAUGGGAGAUGUGCCCAGGCGCAGCCCACCUGUGCCAGAAAAAGCUAUCGAUCCCUUGGACGACGACGCCGUGGCUGUAGAGGACAUCGACGGCGAGCCGCUGGACCCUGCAAUGGACCCUGUGGCCAAGGCCUUAGUUCAAUUAACCCACAUUGUCAGCUCUAUGAACAAGCAAAAAGGGAAGAAGGAGACCCUGGAAGAGUCGCUCGAUGCACUGGGAGGCCAGAGUUCUGGCUCAGCAGAUCAACCAACUGUGACUGGCAAGAAGCAUGUGAAGGCCAUCGAAGCCUUGAAACAGGCCUUGCGGAAAGAACCACAAGUCAUUUACAACAGCAUAGAAAAGUUGAUGGCCGAAGACUAUGGACUCAUGGGCCACUUGCCCAACGCCUCCUUGCCAAACAUGACAGCAAGGGGGUGGGCGGAGCAUCGGUCGCGAAUCCAGGGAUUCCCCCGAACGGUGAGAUGGGUCUGGGGCGUCUGCGGUAUAUUGGAUUGCCUCCACAACUCAAACCCGGAGGAAGCCCGGGCCAGAGCAUGCUUGAUGCUCGCCCAAGCAGAGCAAGAGUCGAUCGACAAAGGCAACUUUCUACUUGCACAAGAAAUGUCCCUGGAACCACCACCUCCAUAUGCUUCGUUCACUGCGCAUGUGAUUCCAGAUCCCAUGGAAGUUCAAUUCACCCGGAUCAUGGAUGGCAGGUGGAUAGAUGCCUUUACUGCAAAGCUUCGCGAUGCGGACGAGUACAUCGAGCGCAGGCGGAAGCUUGGGCAACGGGGGGUUCAUGCAAAAGAACAUGGAAACCUCGAAAGCCCCUUGGCCAAAGCCAAGGUCGGGGUCAUUGUCUGGCCACCGACGCUUGCGGUCGGGGACAUCUUGAAGGCUGCCCAUCCAGCAGCCUUCAGGCUGAUUGUGCCUCUUCUACUAGUUUCCAGUGCGACAGAUGGUGGUCUGUACAGUCGACGCUGUGCUGAGAGCCAUUUCAAUGUUCCUGGUUCCGGCGCUUCCACAUUGCGGGCCAACUCCAUUUGGGAGACGGCCGCUAAGCAGGAAAGCUUUGAAGACACACUUGCGAAGCUUAGCAGCUUUGCUGAAAAGAGUUUGCAGAAUCAUGGCCAAUACAAAAAGAAUCAGUUGAUGGAGAAAUUGGAUUGGUGCGAGCGAACAUUUGUCGCAGCUUGUCGUUAUGCUGGAUUGCUGAUCGCGUGGAUGAUGAGUCUCCUGGAUUCAGUCUAUCGUGUCCAAGCUGGUAGGUCCCAAAAAGAUAUCAUCAAACUGCCACAGUGUUUAGUCGAUGAGUUGUACAUUGCUUCGGCUCUUCUGCCACUGGCCGUGACAGACAUUAGAGCGAGUUUCUGCGAAGCGCUGUAUGCUGUUGAUGCUUCAGACUGGGGGGAGGCGGUUGUCAAGGCCGAUCUCAGAUCCAAACUUGAGCGCAUGUUGAGAGGUUCUUUUUGGGCAUGCCCGCAACUCUUGGGUCAUGCCAUUGCGCAAUACGGAUAUCACCUCUAUGAUAAACUUGCACAGUGUGAUUUUGAUAGCCUUGCUUGUGUAUUGACGCCUUAUUUUGCUUUGCCGCCUUACGGAACGACAAACUUGCUUUGGCUCCUCCUGACCAAGUAUUUCGUUGACGGCAGUGCAUGUGCGUUAGCGCCUUCAUUUGCUUUGGCCAUCAUGUGGGACAUCACA
Molecule: messenger RNA, 2499 nt
Organism: Cladocopium goreaui
Lineage: Eukaryota; Dinophyceae; Suessiales; Symbiodiniaceae
Source: the annotation of a GenBank genome assembly